Messenger RNA from Sphaerodactylus townsendi, 3488 nucleotides. It is a transcript of the gene SEPTIN5, whose product is annotated as septin 5. The coding region runs from base 224 to 1357 and encodes 377 amino acids. The record is from RefSeq and is a predicted model, not a curated record. Gene Ontology annotation, biological process: regulation of exocytosis; cytoskeleton-dependent cytokinesis. Gene Ontology annotation, cellular component: synaptic vesicle; septin ring; microtubule cytoskeleton. The transcript has 13 exons. Lineage: Eukaryota; Metazoa; Chordata; Lepidosauria; Squamata; Sphaerodactylidae. Gene Ontology annotation, molecular function: molecular adaptor activity; GTP binding; GTPase activity.
CCCUCCCUCCCCCUCUCCCUCUCCGGCCGGGCUGGCGAUUGCAGCAGCAGCAGGAGUCGCUCCGCCUGAGGCGCGCCUGGCGAGGGGAGCCCUUUUGCAGGCGACGAAGGUGCAGCCGCAGCCGGCCGGGAGGGGGACGGCUGUGGCGGGGAAGCGAGGAGGGUCGCCUCGCGAGGAAGCCGCUUCUGGGGCCGGGCGAGGGCAGCCGGGCGAGGUUUGCACCAUGAGCACCACGGGCAUGCGGUACAAAAGCAAGCUGCCCAACCCAGAAGAAAAACAGGACCAUGAAAAGCAGUAUGUGGGGUUUGCAACGCUGCCCAACCAGGUGCACCGGAAAUCCGUGAAGAAGGGCUUUGAUUUCACUCUCAUGGUGGCAGGCGAGUCGGGUCUGGGCAAAUCUACACUGGUGAACAGCUUGUUCCUGACAGACCUCUACAAAGACCGGAAGCUUCUCAAUGCAGAGGAAAGAAUCAGUCAGACAGUAGAGAUUGUGAAACACACAGUGGACAUUGAAGAAAAGGGGGUGAAGCUGAAGCUAACAAUAGUGGACACUCCAGGUUUCGGAGAUGCUGUUAACAAUAAGGAGUGUUGGAAGCCGAUCACCGAUUACAUCGACCAGCAGUUCGAACAGUACUUCCGAGACGAGAGCGGCCUCAAUCGGAAGAACAUCCAGGACAACCGAGUCCACUGCUGCUUGUACUUCAUCUCUCCGUUUGGCCACGGGCUGAGGCCGGUGGAUGUGGAGUUCAUGAAGGCUCUUCACGAGAAAGUCAAUAUCGUGCCCCUUAUUGCCAAAGCCGACUGCCUCAUCCCUUCGGAGAUCAAGAAACUAAAAGAGCGGAUCCGGGAAGAGAUUGACAAGUUUGGAAUCAAAGUUUACCAGUUUCCAGAGUGUGACUCGGAUGAAGAUGAUGAGUUCAAGCAACAAGACCGGGAGCUAAAGGAAAGUGCUCCUUUUGCAGUCAUUGGCAGUAAUACGGUGGUGGAAGCCAAAGGCCAGAGAGUACGAGGGCGGCUCUAUCCCUGGGGCAUUGUGGAAGUGGAAAACCAAGCACACUGUGACUUCGUGAAGCUGCGGAACAUGUUGAUCCGGACGCACAUGCACGAUUUGAAGGAUGUAACUUGCGACGUUCACUAUGAGAACUACAGAGCGCAGUGCAUACAGCAGAUGACCAGCCCUGGAGAAGUAGAUCAAUGCAAGCUGACUCAGGACAACAGGAUAGAGAGCCCCAUUCCGAUUCUGCCUCUACCUACACCAGACGCUGAAACAGAGAAGUUGAUCAAAAUGAAGGACGAAGAGUUGCGAAGAAUGCAGGAGAUGCUGCAGAAAAUGCAGCAACAGAUGCAAGACCAAUGAGAGGAAGCAGGCUGGGAGGGCAAAGGGAAUCCGGCUCGCCACCCCCAGCAGGUCAGCGGAAAUCGUGGACGCCCUAGGAAGGACUUUCCCCUGUGCGCAAGGACUUGUGCGCAGGAGCGGCAACCUCUCUCAUUCAAUAGCAGCACCCUCUGCCAGCGGGUUGCCCGAGAGGUGGACGGGAAAAGAGGUCAGGCCACCGAAAGCCCCAUCCCACAUUCAGGAUACAACCUCAAAGGCACCCGGCUAUUCUAUUUCUCUCUCCUUUUCUAAAAAAGAAAAAAAACCCAUCCAUUUCUCACUCUCUCCCCAGAUGUACUCUAAGUCUUGUUUAGGGAACUCCUUGGUAUUUUAAAGUCACGGUUUCUAUGGCUAAUGAAGUUGAGGACUCUGUAAAUUCACGUACUUGUUUACUCUUAACCAAGGUGCUGUAUUCCUCCUCCUCCUGCCCUUCCCCCCACCCCAGCUCCCCAUUUAUCCACCACCUCUCUAAGUGGAUGCAAGGCCAACGAUGGCUUGGAACCCAGUGUUCACAAGACAGUUCCGGUGUCACCUGUCACCUGGGAGACUCUGUAGUUUUCCUACCUCUUUGGAGUGGACAAGCAGAAAGGUGUGUAGAUCCUCAAGUAAAUGCUGGUUGGAUUUGGAAGGAGGUUUCCAAAGAUUCUCAGAAACAUUCCAAACUGGGUUUUUUUUCCUACUAAGAAACUCAAGGCUCUUUUGCACUUGGGGGCAGGAAGCAGGCAGCUGUUACCACGAAACAACUCCUGCUGUCCCUGUUCUAGGUGGAAUUGGCUACCACAGAAUGGCGUGUUACUAUUAGUAAGGAAGGAAUAGCUCAGAAUUUGUGCCAUUCCAUCGUGCUGGUCUGUGUUCACUCUCUUGCCAAACACAGCAUAGAUUGGAUUCCCGGGGGAAAUUAUGAAUGGAUUUGCUGCUGAGUGAAUAUCCCUGGUGCACUUUUCAAAGGAACAGUUUUGGAUCUUCUUUAGGGCUGUCACUGAAUUCCACCCGGAGUACCCACAGCAGCAAGUUGAGUAGUUCUGCUAGCCUCAGGUUGCACUUUGUAAGUGGGUUGAAGAAAAUUGCAUUGCUUCAGUCAAGCCCACUGGUGCAAACAUUUAUUGUGGGAAUGUUUGGUGUGGGUUUUUUUGUUGCUCUUGGCUCUGAGUCAGGCUGUGUCAUGGAUUUUGUAGUUUAAGGUUGUGUGCACAUGUGUUAGCUUUACCAACUACAAAAUCCAUGAUGCAGUUCGACUCUGGGCAAAACAACAUGCGAGAAUCACAUUUCUUCAUGCAGACGAUCACACAGUCCACAACAUAGCAGUGAGGUGGGAAGCAAAAUACACCUGCAGAAAACACCCAGGGACCGCAACUGAAGUGUGCAAUUGUAGAUAUUGGAAGUAUUGCUAUACAAGCAAAAGCUGUUGAAAACUGGCAGGGAAGAGAUUUUGAAAAUAUUUGUAAGGGGCAAUUCUUUCUGGGCAUGCCCCCUGUCCUCCUGUUGCCAGGGACCGUUUCUAUCUUGCAUAACAUUUUACACACAGAAAACUCAAAUUGCUGUGUGCAGUUCAGUUGCAACUUGUGCGCAUGUUCCUGUUUUAUAUCGACAGCUCCAUAUAUGGCCUUAUUCUAAGGGUGUUUUAAAACAGAACUUGGGCAUUUCUAGAAGAAAUGCUGUAGGGUUGUUAAGUGAGAUAUAGGGAAUGAGAGACAAGUGGAAAAUGAUUAAUGGCCAUCAGAGAGGGAGGAGUCUACAGGGCAUAGCAGUCGCUUCCUUGGAUAGACUGGAUUUUAUAGAUUGUGCCCACAUAGUUUCAAGCCAGCUUUGCUCCAGGGCUUGUAAUACGUUGUUUCCUUUUCUUGACUUGAAGCAAAGGAUCUCAGGGUUCCAAGUUCUUUUGUCCAGGCUUAUCCGGUACUUCUGUUGGGAUGCAGCCUGAAAGGAUUGAGGAGAACCAGACAGCAUCUGACGGCCUAACCGCAUCCUGCAUUACAAAUUCCAUGCCUGCUCCAGCAUGGUGCAGUGGUUAAGAGCAGGUGGAUUCUAAUCUGGAGAACUGGGUUUGAUUCCCCACUCCUCCACCUGAGUGGCGGGGCUUAUCUGGUGUGACAUUCCUGCUGGGUGACCUUGG